This is a messenger RNA of Castor canadensis (American beaver), 1926 nucleotides long. RefSeq names its product calponin 3 (gene Cnn3). Gene Ontology annotation, molecular function: actin filament binding. Gene Ontology annotation, cellular component: actin cytoskeleton. Gene Ontology annotation, biological process: actin filament organization; actomyosin structure organization. NCBI's taxonomy places the organism in Eukaryota, Metazoa, Chordata, Mammalia, Rodentia, Castoridae. The record is from RefSeq and is a predicted model, not a curated record.
CGGAGCGGGUGGCGAGCGAGACGGCCAGCGCGACUCCGCAGCGGACCCCCGAGGCCCCGCGGGACCCAAGCCACCGAGUCUGCGAGCCACCGCCCGCGACUCCUGCGCAGCCCCUCGCCGCGCAAGGGAGCGAGCUCGGAGCAUCUCCCGCGCAGCCCUCCCACCCCACCUCGAACCGGACCAGGAGCGGGGAAGCCCAGUGCGAGUCAACGACCCCAGCUCAGCUUCCUCCCGGGCCACCAUGACCCACUUCAACAAGGGCCCGUCCUAUGGGCUCUCGGCCGAGGUCAAGAACAAGAUCGCUUCCAAGUAUGACCACCAAGCAGAGGAAGACCUUCGCAACUGGAUAGAGGAGGUGACAGGCUUGAGCAUCGGCGCCAACUUCCAGCUGGGCCUGAAGGACGGGAUCAUCCUGUGCGAACUCAUAAACAAACUACAGCCGGGCUCCGUGAAGAAGGUCAACGAAUCCUCACUCAACUGGCCCCAGCUGGAGAAUAUCGGGAACUUCAUUAAAGCCAUCCAGGCGUACGGGAUGAAGCCCCACGACAUCUUUGAAGCCAACGAUCUCUUUGAGAACGGAAACAUGACCCAGGUUCAGACUACGCUGGUGGCUCUGGCAGGUCUGGCGAAAACCAAAGGCUUUCACACCACCAUCGACAUUGGCGUGAAGUACGCGGAGAAGCAGACAAGGCGCUUUGACGAAGGGACGCUGAAGGCCGGCCAGAGCGUGAUCGGCCUGCAGAUGGGGACCAACAAGUGUGCCAGCCAGGCGGGCAUGACGGCCUAUGGGACGCGGAGGCACCUGUACGACCCCAAGAUGCAGACGGACAAGCCUUUCGACCAGACUACCAUCAGUCUGCAGAUGGGGACCAACAAGGGGGCCAGCCAGGCGGGGAUGCUGGCGCCAGGCACCAGAAGAGACAUCUACGACCAGAAGCUGACGUUGCAGCCCGUGGACAACUCAACCAUCUCCCUGCAGAUGGGCACCAACAAGGUGGCCUCGCAGAAGGGGAUGAGCGUGUACGGGCUGGGGCGGCAAGUGUACGACCCCAAGUACUGUGCUGCUCCCACCGAGCCCGUCAUCCACAAUGGCAGCCAGGGCACAGGGACCAACGGGUCGGAGCUCAGCGACAGCGACUACCAGGCGGAGUACCAGGAUGACUACCACGGCGAGUAUGCCGACGACUACCCCCGGGAGUACCAGUACGACCACCAGGGCAUCGAUUACUAGCCCAGUCCAGGGCCCGGGCUCCCCUGCUCAGUGAGAACCAAGCUAGCCUUCAGUACCUUCUGUCUGUCUUCCUGACACACUUCUCUGCUCGCUGUCCCUAAAACAUGGCCUUACAUACAUUCCUUUCCUCCCUCUGCUCUUCCCUAAGUAGUCGCCUUCCGCGCUGACCAGUUCAGCCGCGCAGCAUGGCCAGUCACUCCGGGAAGUGAGCAUGCUGUGAGGGCGCCCUGGACAGCCUGAUCUCCUACUAAAGCCUCUGCUUUUUGCAGUCUUAUCCUUCGGCUGCUGUUGUCAAACGAUAGAAAAUUAUUUUUUUUAAUCUGGUUCCUACACGGAAGACGAAAGUCGUGCUUCUCGCUUAGACGUGGUCUUUGCCAACUAAAUGUAAGGUGCAGCGUAUUGGAAACUUGCGUAUCGCGUCUCUCCAGUAUGGCUUGCUCAUUUUUAAAUAAAACGAUCGGUGUGCAUUUGUGAUUAGACGUGUACUCAUUCUCUGACUAAGCUGACGAGACCUUUUAGACUGACGUUUCCAACAGAGCGAUGGACAGAGGCCCGCGGACGUGAGGCCUGGGCGGCGGUCACAGAAUCUUCGUUUUGUCCCAGUGUACCGUGUAGAGUGGCUCUGUUUCUUCAACUGUAUUUAUUGCUGCAUUUCUCAGCAUAAACUUAUCCCAUUGUAUUUUUUAUAAAUAAAU